Messenger RNA from Monodelphis domestica (gray short-tailed opossum), 7000 nucleotides. The record is from RefSeq and is a predicted model, not a curated record. NCBI's taxonomy places the organism in Eukaryota, Metazoa, Chordata, Mammalia, Didelphimorphia, Didelphidae.
UACAACAUGUUUAUUAUAUAUAACAUAUGGGUAUACUAAUUUCAGUCCCUUAGUUUCAAAAGCUAUCUCUAUUAUCUGUUUCUCUCUGACUCUACUUUUCUUAGUAUUUAAAAAUGCUUGAUUAGACACCUUUUUUGCAGUUACUCUUCUCCCAACUUUCCAGCACUAUUUUUAAAAAUACUCCUUGAACAAGUUGGUACAGUCACAUAAAACAAGUUCAGACCAUAUCUGAAGAUGUAUUUCGCUUUCUGUAUUUCUCAUUGUAAGCAUCUUUCUUUCACAAGGAAAACAAGGUUCAUUAUGAGUUUUCUGGAGUUGGCAGUGAUCAGUCUUUCAAAGCUGUUUUUCUUUAUUGUGUUUUAGCCAUUGCAUAAAUUAGUCUCCUAGCUGUGCCUCACUCCAAAUAACGUUUGCAGGUUUUUCCCAGGUUUCUCUGCAUCUCUUCAAUUCCUAAUUUCCUGUGGAGUGUUAAUAUUCAGCUGACACAUACGUUAUGAUCCCAGCCACUCAGGCUAAGGCUAGCAGAUCCCUUAGAACUAGGAAGUUCUGAGCAGCAAUGGACUAAGUACUAAAUCUGGCAUCAAUGUGGUAAGCCCCAUCUAUACCUCCAAAGGAAUCCACCACAUGCCGAAGGAAGGCUAAACCUAGCUAGGUUGGAAAGCAGAGUAGGUCAAACCUUUCCCGGAUUCUGCACUUCCAGCCUGACUGAGAUAAAGAAAACUCUGGGAGGUUUUUUAAAUUAAAAAAUAAAAACUCUCUUACAUUUAUAUACCAAAAUUUGUUCAGUUUCCAAUUAAGGAGCAUCUCCUUAGGUUCUGAUUCUUUGCGUCAAAAUUCUUUUGCUACAAAAUAUUCUUGGUGAAUAUUUUGAUGCCCACGGAUCCUUUCCCUCUUUUUUCUCUUUGGGGUAUAUAGGUAGUAGCAGUAUCUCUGAUUCAAAGAGCAUACACAAUGACUUUUGGGGUACUAUUCCAAAUUGCUUUCCAGAACACCUAGACAGCUUGCAGUUCCACCAACUAUGUUCAGUGCACCACUUCCUACCGCUAGACUUUUUCUUACCUCAAGCCUAAAUUUUCUCCUCUACUUCUAACCAGCUUGUCUAGAAGGGUUGUAUACAUGAAGAAUGAUAGGAUGUACAGCUGGAAGAUAAAUAUGUGCCAAAUUUUGAAGCCCUUUCAACGCCAGCACAAUGAGUUUAAACUUUACUUGGGCAGUGAGAGAAGUGAAGCUUUUCUAGUAAAAUGGGAUAUGAUUAGAGAUAUUAGGAAGAUUACUUGGGCAACAAUAAUCCCUGUCUUCAUGGUCUUUCAAGAAGCAGACAGUUAAGUAACUUAUUAAUCACAUUCACCGAUGUAAUUUGAGUAGCCUGGAUGUCCUUGUGCCUAGUAUGUUAAUCCCAGUGAGAACACUUUAGCCUUCAUUAUCUCUCCGUUUAUUUGGGGUCUGAACUCCCCAUUAAUUUUGGUUCUGUUCCUUCCAUUCUAAAACUUAUUCUUCUGUACUGAGAAAGAUAUCAAAGGAGAACCUGGAUCUGCAACUGGCUUCUUUUCUCUUGAAUUCCAUUAUCAUUGCUCCUCCUCUCCCGCAUAGUGGUCCUCUUCCUUCUUUUCAUCAAGACAACUUAAUGUUGGAUGGUCUUCUUUCUCCCUUUCCUUAUCUGUCUUCUCUGACCUCAGCUCAUUCUCAACACUCCUUUCUCAGGACUGAACAGGGUGAUCACCAGGCAGGGUCGCUCCAACCCAAAAGAGACCCCAGAACUGAUGGUCUGGGGAUCCGAAGGACGCUGUGAUGCAUCAGACCCCCAUCUGACCACUUUCCACUUCCACUGGAGUUAGUUUGGGCACAUCUGGAGACUUCAUCCGCAUCCCCUCAAACCGGCAGUUAGAAUGCCGAAUAGCCGUGCCCUCCCCCUACUCCAGACACUUCAGGGCGAUUGUUUGUUUUUUGCAAGAAUGAAUUUGACCCACGUAACGAGCGGUAACAUUUCUCUACGCGUGAACCGGAAAGAGAGGAGCUGAGGACAUGCGCCCAUACUACACACGGACAAUUUCAUGCACGUCCAUGCACAAUUCAGAUGCUUUUACGCACGUCCGUGGACACUGAUACUUUUAGCGGCGCUCAAGCACUCCGUGAAGAUCUUUUCUAGACCACUGCUCCGCUCCCACUCUACCUGCCCACGCCCAAUGUUCACUUGUAAGUGACUCCUAAAAAGCCUCCCAAGGCCGGUAUCCGCGAGGCUGGCUCUCAAAAGAGAGAACACCCCGUGUCCUAGGGCGCCGCGCCUGCGCCGAAGAAGCCUCUUCAACCCCUACCCCUAGAAGUUUCCCAAGGAGUCUGAGAUGACGAUCACCAGGACCCGCAUCCAUUUCCCAGAAUCCACGCUUCCGUCGGGCGGAGGGGUAUCCAGGGCUAAGGAUCCGCCGACUCCAGUUUGCCAGGCAUGCUGGGAAUUGUAGUACCAGGAGGAGUCCGCGCAGGCGGAGUACUUGGAUGAGAAAGCGGCCGGGUUUUCUGAGCCCUGGAUACUAGGCGAGCCUUCGCGUGUGAGUGGGGCGUGGCGUGCGCAUUUGCACACGUGCACGCGAAAAUAGGUCUGAGUGUGUGCUGACCAGAAAGGGUGCGUGUGUGAAAGUGAGCUUCAGUUUCCCCCUUUGGUGAAAGUGUAAAGAAAAUGUGGGUGCGGGUGUGUCCGCGUCUGUGUGCGUGCUUUUGUCGUGCGUGUCGAUGUUUGUGCGCGUCCUCCUUCAAGGAAACUGAGCUUCUGAGUGUGAGCGCUUCCGCACACGAAAGUGUGUAAAUGUGUGUGUCUGUGUGUGAGUGAGAGUAUGAAGGAGCAGAGAGGGAGCGAGUGUGGAGAAGGAAAACAGGAAGCUGGGAUUGGAACCUAAGACCCGACCCCUGAAAGGAUUGAGGAGCUGGUCCUGGAGGAGCUGGGGGUCUUCUUGUCGAGGAGAAGUGGAAGCCCCCAAGAGGGAGGAGCCGGGGCGGGGGCGGGGGCAGGGGCAGGCCGAGGUCGAUCAGUCAGUCAAUCAGCAGCAUUGAUUAGGAGCUCCCAGUGUGUCCAGCAGGAGCCGCCUUGGCGGGGGAGCUGGACAGCCUGGAAAUAUCCUUGUUCUGGCGCUGAGCUGAGCUCUGGGAACCCACGUUGGUGACAUUUCCCUUUCUGACUUCUCAGGGCUGGGAGCUUCCCAAGAAAGAAGGAUUGAGGAGGAAGAGGAGGAGGAGGAGGAGAUGACUUCUGGGCUCUUCAGAGUCAGAUCCCUGACACCCCUGAUGUUCCAGGAUGUGGCCGUGGACUUCACCUGGGAGGAAUGGGGGCUCUUGGAACCUUCUCAGAAGGACAUGUAUUGGGACGUGAUGCUGGAGAACUACGAGAAUUUUGUCUCCCUUGGAAGCCUUCCUAUCUCCAUACCAGACGUGAUUUCCCAGAUGGAAAGGGCAGAAGCCCCAUGGAUGGCAGAGAAAGGAGUCCUGAUUAGCACUUUCCUAGAUUCUCUUAGUCAGAAGACAAGAUGUAAAGCCAAAGAGACAACUGUGAAGCAAGAUAUUUUUGUGGGAGAACUAUUUAAAGAGAAACUUAUAAAGGAAGGACUUGGGUAUUCCACAUUGGCAGAAAGUUGGGAUUGUGGCGACAGGUCAGAUAGGCAGAAAGGAAACCAAGAGACAUGGCCUUGGGAAUUAAAAAUUACUAAUGAAACUAUUCAUGAAUGUAAUAUAUUUGAGAGGAAGUUUGUUGUUAUUCCACAACAGAGAGUCCAUAUAGAAGAAAGUCUUCCUAAAUACAAUUCACUGAAAAAGAGUUUAAAACAGUUUUUCGACACACUUAACCCUAAGAGAAUCUUCAGUGGGAAGAAACUCAAAUAUAGCAAAUGCAGAAAGCCCUUUCGUUACCAGUCAAAUCUUACUCGUUACCAUAGAACACAUCCUCCAGGGAAACCCCAUAAAUGUAAUGAAUGUAAUAAAGCCUUCAGCAAGAAAGGAAGCCUUAAUGCACAUAAACUAAUUCAUACUGGAGAGAAACAGUUUGAAUGUAGUACCUGUAGAAGAGGCUUCAGAUACCAUUCAUCCCUUAAGCAACAUCAGAUAAUUCAUACUGGUGAGAAGCCCUAUAAAUGCAAUGAAUGUGGGAAAGGUUUUAGCCAGAGAGGAAUCCUUAAGACACAUAAAAUAAGUCAUACUAAAGAAAACCACUUGGAAUGUAAUGUAUGUGGGAAAGGCUUCAGAUACCGUGCAUCUCUAAGAGUACAUAAAAAAAUUCAUACUGGAGAAAAACCAUAUAUUUGUAAUGAAUGUGGGAAAGCCUUCAGCCUAAAGGGAAACCUUAGAACUCAUAAGAGAUUUCAUACAGGUGAGAUGCCUUUUGAAUGUAAUGAAUGUGGGAAAGCCUUCAUACUCAGAAGAGAUCUCAAUAAACACAAGAGAAUUCAUACUGGUGAGAAACCCUAUAUAUGUAAUGAAUGUGGGAAAGCCUUCAGGUGGAAUGGAAGCCUUAAAUCCCACAAAAGAAUUCAUACAGGAGAGAAACCUUAUGUUUGUAGUGAAUGUGGGAAAGCAUUCACCAAUUAUCAAAGCCUAACUCAUCAUCAAAUAUUUCAUACUGGAGAGAAAACCUUUCAAUGUAGUGAAUGUGAGAAAGCCUUCACCCAGAGAGCAAAUCUUAACCGACAUAAGAGAAUUCACACUGGAGAGAAGCCCUACAUAUGUAAUGAAUGUGGGAAGGCCUUUAUUGUGAUGGGAAACCUUAAAAGACAUAUGAGAAUUCAUACAGGAGAGAAACCUUACAAAUGUAAUGAUUGUGGAAAAGCAUUCACCAAUCAUCAAAGUCUAAUUCAUCAUCAAAUAUUUCAUACAGGAGAGAAAACCUUUCAGUGUAAUGAAUGUGAGAAAGCCUUCACCACAAGGGGAAACCUUAAUAUACAUAAGAGAGUUCAUACUGGAGAGAAACCCUAUGUAUGUAAUGAAUGUGGCAAGUCAUUCAAUGUGAAGAGAACUCUGACAAUGCAUAAAAUAACACAUACUGGAGAGAAACCCUUUGCAUGUAAUGAAUGUGGGAAAGCUUUCAGCCAGAAGGGAAGUCUAAAAAGACAUAAGAGGAUUCAUACCGGAGAGAAACCCUAUAAAUGUAAUGAAUGUGGGAAAGCUUUUACCAAUCAGCAAAGUUUAACCUACCAUCAAGUAUAUCAUACAAGGGAGAGACCCUUUCAGUGUGAUGAAUGUGGGAAAACCUUCAUCCAGAAAGGAAAACUUAACAGACAUUCAAUAACUCAUAAGGGAAUGAAACUCUAUAUUUGUAAUGAAUGUGGAAAAGCCUUUAACCAGAUGGGAAAUCUUAAUACACAUAAAAGAACUCACACUGGAGAGAAAUAAUUUGAACUCCUUCAUACUGGGAAGCCAUAAACUACAUGAAAUAAUCUAUAUUGGAGAGAAUCCAUAUAAAUAUAUUGAAUGUGAAAGCCUUCAGGUAUCAAAGCCUAAAAAUUACCAUCCAUAUUUCAGACUGUUGAGAAACCCUUUCUCUAUAAUAAAUGUUUGAAAACUUUUAACUGGAAGGAAACCUAUAAUUUAUAUUAAGAAAAUUCACUCAGUGAGGUGCCUUUUCUAUGUAAUUAAUGUGGGAAAUAUUUGACCAAAACUCAAAGCCCAGUUCAACAUUAUUUUGUUUUCAAGAGAAACCUUCCUAUAUGAUGAAUGUGCUUUAAGAACUUUGGGAUUCUUAGUGAAGAUAAAUGUCAUGAAGGGAGAAACUUUGGUCCAAACUUUAGUACAUUAUGAAAUGCACAGUCGAACUCCUCUCCCCUUUGGAUAUAAUCAAUGCAGGAAAAUGUUUAGGUUCAACCUAUAUCAGAUCAUUUAUACUGGGAAAAACCUCACUUAAAUAUAAGGAAAUUGGAAAGACUUUAGAAAAAAGUACAAUAUAACUAUGUCUAUGGCUAUUGAGUGGGAACUCAUCCAUAGGUGGAUUCAAAUAGAUAUUGAAAAAAAUCCUUUUCAAAGUAACUGAAGAACAAAGUAGCCUCAUCAUGAGUCAAAUGAGGGGUUGAUAGGGGAGGGGGCAGAUUUUUGAGAGCCUAUAUACCUUCCUAGGAAACUUCAGAGAGGUGAAGAGAAAGCCAAAAGGAAUUCUAUACAGGAGAUAAUUUAUUCUACUUUUACCUAAACAGAUGACUAACAAUAGAAGUAAUAAAAGAGACAGUUUUCAGUUCAUUAUAAAGUCUAGGGAGGUCUGGGAAGCUUGAGUAGAUUGAAAGCAGCAUAAUAGGCAUAAUAAAGAUAAGAUUGUGGGACCUAUGUGUUUCAACUGGAUCUUGUUCUUGUCCCCCAGUUUCAAUUACUACUCAUAGAGGAUCUUGGGCAUAAAAUGGAACUAAAGCUCCACUCUACACACAACUCCCAUGGAAGUUUAGGAGCCAUUUGACUUAUGGCUAAAAAACCAUACGAUAAACUUUUUGAGGACACAGGCUCAUGGUCAGUAACAUAAUGGGAGUUAUGAGGACCAGCCUAACCCAAAGCCACAUAGUGAUGGGCACCAUGUAUUCAGCAUCUUAUAAUGGGAUUAAAAAAAAAAAGAAAUGGGGACAUUAUGUUGAUGUUUGUUCCCCAGAUGAGUAUAGUGUAUACAAUUCCAAGUUGUGCCCUUUAUCAGUGAAAGUCUAAAUAUCACAAUGAGCAAUUAAGAACAGAGAACAGAAGGAGCCCCACAUAGGGUAGCUCAGUGACCAUGAAAUCAUUGGAGACAACUCAAUGGAGUUGAAAUGUGACAAUCACCAGAGAAUAGAAUUUCUGCAAUUUGGAGAUGUAUUCCCUCAGUCACAUAUGUGCAUCGGUAACCGAUUCAUUUCCCUUCCUUUGUGUGUGUCUUCUGCUUGUUUUCCCAGCACUCUGUGAAUGUUUUUUCCUACUGUUAUUGUGAUAACCAAUGGGAAAAUGUACCCCAUGGGUGCAUGGGAGCUUUUUGUUGCUUUGUUUGUGAUGGUGUUUGAUUAAAUACCUUGUGCUUUAA